CUUUUUUAUUUAUUUGAUUUGAGAUAUGUUAUGCAAGAGAGAGAGAGAGAGAGAGGAGAGAGAGAUUGCUUGGAGAAUGGAGAUAAUCAAAUGAAUCCAGCAUUACCAACCCCAGAUUCCAAGGGCAGAUCAAGGAAAAUUUAAAUAAAAAUUUAAGGUCUCAGAGGCAAAGCAAGGAACUUGAGAGGAAGCCCACCUCCCUCCCUCUCUCUCUCUCUCUGUGGACCCAUGACCUUCUUGCCUUGCUUGCUCUCAUCAUUUGCAAGAGAUGCUCCUGCUCAGUUGCAGCUCACUUGGACCGUUCACUGGUGAAACUCAUGAAUCUGGUGCUUUUGCUUCCAAUGGCAGCAAUUACUCAUGACUACUGACCUGUGCUGAAGAGCAAAAGGAGGAUAAAAGCAUAUGCAAAUAUGCUUUGCUAGUACCAGGCACAAGUAACGCGUUUGUUGUCACAUAACUUGUGUGGUAGAAGGUGAAUGCUGUUUGGUGUGGUUGAUGCUUCAGGAUCUCCAUUGAAGCAUUGCUAUUUCCGAGCUACACUUUUACUCCGCUAUAAGCUUCGCUCUGUGGUUUUGAGCUGCAAGCAAUCAUAAGUUCCUUCUUUCUACGAAAGGAAGAAAAUUUCUGAGUAAUGGAAGAGAAAGUGGUCUCCAAUUCAAAUUUAUUUGUCUUUGAAGAUAAGAGUGAUAGUUUGUAUCCUACGUAUUUUGGUGUGUCGUGUGCAUUCUUUGCUCUGCGGCUCCUGUCAAUGCCUGAUAUGCAAGAUGAGAGGUUGUCUGAAGUGCGGGAGAAAAUGCUUCGAGGAAGUGCGCAACUGUUGGGAUUGCUUGUAUGGAGAGUUCAGAAAGAAGGAAGAAGUGUGCAAGAUUCCGCACUUCUCCAUAAACUUGAGGAUGCAGAAAAAGAGAUCAGAGAGUUGAAGAGACUGAGGCAUGAAGAUGCAAAAGCCAACGAGAAAGUCGUGAGCAUCUUUGCUGCACAGGAGCAGAGCUGGUUGAACGAACGAAAGAAACUGCGGCAGCAUAUUGGGAUGCUAAUAAAUGCAUUGAAGGUUCGUGAGAAAAAGCAGGAUGAAGCAAUUUCUGCAAUGAAUGAUAGAAUGAAGGAUGUGAAGCUUUUGGUGCAAUCUAAGGAUAAGGCAAUGGGGGAAUUGGAGCAGAAGUUGAAAGAAUUGGAAGAGAAGCUAACAAAGGCUGAAAGUGUGGCGGAAGAAUUGAGAGAAAGUGCUAAGCGUGCAGCCCAAGAACAUUCUUCUGAGCUUAUGAAGCACAAAACUGCACGUUUGGAGCUUGUUUCAAGCCAACGGCAGCUUGAUGCUGAUAUGGGUCGAGCACUUAGGCAAGUAGAAGCUACUAAGCGAGAGUUGAAUGUCGUCUUAGAUCAAAAGGAGGAGUCGGUUUUGAUGGUUCAGAAAAUAUCUGCGGAGAUUGUAAAGAUGCAUACGGAUUUGGAACAGAAAGACAAGAUUUUGUCAGCGAUGCUUAGAAAAUCCAAGUUAGACACAACAGAGAAGCACAUGCUUCUAAAGGAGAUGAAAUUAUCAAAGGCAAAGAGGAAGCAAGCUGAGCUUGAAACAGAACGAUGGAAGGUAGUCUCCUCGGAGUCUAGACAUGAGAGGCAUUCAUUGAAAAGUAUGUUGGUGAAAGCGAAUUCUAGGUUUGAAAUUGCUUUAAAUGAAAGAGGGGUGAAUUCCAGUGCAACAGGUACAUCUCAUUUACAAAAUGGAAAGACAAGACCACAGCCAAUCAAUGCUCUUCUUGGCUAUGAACAUUCUGAAUUUAGAGACGAUUCUGAUGGGCACUCGUUUGAGGCAAAGGACCUAGCUGAUAUAAAGCAGUUGGAAGGUUGGGUUCGCUCCGAAGCAGAGAGGUAUGCAGCGCUAAUUGAGCAAAGGCAUCACCUAGAAAUGGAUGCUUUUGUUGAACAAUUGAGACUUAAAGAUGAGAAAUUAGAAACUUAUCGAUGGCGUUUGAUGAGCAUGGAAUUAGAAUCUAAGCGGCUAGAAUCUCAUGUUGAGGGACUGAACAAAGAUAUAUCGCGUCUCAGACACGAUAAUACGAAGUUGGAAGCCUUGUUAUUGGAGCGGGAAGAUGAACUAACUUCCCUAAAAGAGCAGUUUGCAUCACAGUCACGGUUUCUAAACUGCCAGACAAACAACUUAAAUAUCAUAAGUAUGAAAAUGAAGACGGAAGAUCCAAAAAGAAAGACAAGUUCGGUGGAACCAUGCGAAGAGGAAGGUGGUAAGAAAGAAGAGGAAACUCCAUCUUCUAGCCAGUUCAAUGCUGCAGCUGUGAAAUCUCCUGACAAAGAGUUUGAAGGUGAGAAGGAUACUUCCCACGAGGGUACAAGUCAAGCGGGAAGUGCGAGUCCAGUAGAAGUUGACGGUGCUGAAAAGUUAGCAUCACCAAGCCAGGCCUCAAGUACAAAUACUUCGCCGUGGAGGAUGGAUCUUCAAGCUCUUGGUGUUUCUUACAAGAUCAAGAGGCUGAAGCAGCAGCUUAUUAUGCUUGAAAGGUUUUCAGGAAAGCAAGAAGCCGGUGAAAGUCAUACCGAAAGCAAUGAUGAUGGGCAAAGUGGGAUUAAAGGCUUUCUCAUGCUGAUGUUGUUGCUGAAUAAGCAAGUUGGCCGGUAUCAGUCCCUCCAAGGGAAGGUUGAUGACCUCUGCCAACGGAUGCAUGACAAUGAUCUCGAUCUAAAUGGUAGACAUGGAGAUUCAAAUACAGCAAGAACAAAGGACAAGAUAAAGACACUAGAGCGCCAUCUUGAUGAAACGUUUCAGCUGCAGAGAUAUAUGGUUGCAACAGGGCAGAAACUAAUGGAAAUCCAACCCAAGAUUGCUUCUGGACUCGUUGGGGUUGCGGAAGAGCUAGAGACGUGUGCAAGCUUCGACAUGAAGCGCUUCACCGAUUUCAUUAGAACUCUCUUCCAGGAAGUUCAAAGAGGUCUGGAAGUUCGGAUAGCGCGAAUCAUUGGAGAUCUUGAGGGGACCUUGGCUUGUGAUGGGAUGAUAAAUUUGAGGAGAUAGUGAUGAAAAAACGCAAGGAGUUCGAUCAAUAACGGUAGUUUCGACUGAUUUAUAUACUCAGAUUUGUAUAGAGAGGUAUAGGCAAAUAACAUAUAUAAUUUUAAUGCAGAAGGAAUGCUAAGAACUUAACUUUCAUGUACUAUA
Molecule: messenger RNA, 3169 nt
Organism: Pyrus x bretschneideri (Chinese white pear)
Lineage: Eukaryota; Viridiplantae; Streptophyta; Magnoliopsida; Rosales; Rosaceae
Product: CAP-Gly domain-containing linker protein 1
Exons: 7
Coding region: 632-3025 (797 amino acids)
Source: RefSeq, a predicted model, not a curated record